Messenger RNA from Geodia barretti, 2006 nucleotides. The record is from the annotation of a GenBank genome assembly. NCBI's taxonomy places the organism in Eukaryota, Metazoa, Porifera, Demospongiae, Tetractinellida, Geodiidae.
CACCACCAACCAACAACAGCUAGCUAGCGAUAUUGCGCAUGCGCAUAAUUAUAUCUGCAUGCAGCGUCGUUCGGGAUCCCCGGGCUACGCCCAAGCCACUACUCCAGCAGUCCUCAUGGUCAUCGCUGUGGCAUCUCGAAGCAGAAACGUCGGAAGCAAUGUCGAACGGCUCCGCCGGGAGCCGCCCACCCGACAUGACAAAUCCAGGUCGACCGAGAGCCCAGGAAUCGUUUCCAGAGCCGCCGCUGAUGAAAGCGGUGUUCACCCACCUCAGCUACGGGAUACUCAUCCUCCUGGGGCACGUCUGUGAUUUUCUGCGCAAGCUGGGCAUGAAGCGAGAUCCUUACACGGAGGCGCUAAAGAACGAGGAUCUCUUCAAAAUGAACCUGGAUUUCGAGAUGUUUUUCACGCGGAACAUCUACCGUCGUAUCCGAGACUGCUGGAACCGUCCAAUAGCCAGCGCCCCUGGAGCCUACACUGAUCUCGUAGACAGAGUCAGUGAUGACUGUAACUGGACAUUCAGGUGUGUAUCUUUACUGGUGUCUAUAAUAUAUGCUGGAAGUAUUUCCUGUCAAGUGUCAUUAAUUAGUUAGGCAUGUGUUCCUUGGCUUCUCUUGUUGGCUCUGGGACAAAGGGUUUGUGAGUAUGCAGAUAUCCUCCACGUGGUGUGUUCCUGUUGCUAAGUGAGUAUGCAGAUAUCCUCCACUGGUGUGUUCCUGUUGCUAAGGAAUCUGUGUUGAUUACUUUGCUUAUAAGAAACUGGUGGCUAUAUAUACAUGCCUAGAUCAUCUGCACAUUUGGGGAAAUGAUUUAGAUACACUGGUACCAAGACAAACUGCCUGAACCUGGGCUCCUACAACUAUCUUGGGUUUGCUGAGAACACUGGACCAUGUGCAGAUGCAGCCUAUCAGUCCACUCUGGACUAUGGAGCUGGGACAUGCAGCCCUGCCAGAGAACUGGGCACUCUGGAUGUCCACAAGAAGUUGGAGGCUCUGGUGGCCAGGUUUGUGGGGAAACCAGCAGCUCUGGUCUUUGGUAUGGGGUUUGCCACCAACUCCAUGAACAUACCAGCUCUCAUGGGAAAGGGGUGUCUGAUUGUGAGCAAUGAACUGAAUCAUGCCUCGAUCGUCACUGGUGCCAAGCUCUCUGGAGCAACUGUCAAGGUCUUCAAACACAACAGUGUCAAGAGUCUUGAAGCCAUUCUGCGUCGGGCCGUCACAGACGGCCAACCGCGGACUCACAGGCCGUGGAGAAAGAUCCUCAUCCUGGUGGAGGGUGUCUACAGCAUGGAGGGAUCCCUGGCACCCCUCCCCGAAAUUGUCCAACUAAAGAAGAAGUACAAAGCCUAUGUGUAUCUGGAUGAGGCCCACAGUAUAGGAGCCAUGGGUCCCACAGGCAGGGGAGUGUGCGAGUACUGGGGGGUAGACCCUGCCGAUAUUGACAUAAUGAUGGGUACCUUCACCAAGAGCUUUGGAGCCGCUGGCGGCUACAUUGCAGCCAAUCAGGAUGUGAUCAACUACUUGCGAGGAGCAUCUCACAGUACCACGUAUGCUGCCAGUGUACCUGCUCCGGUGGCCCAGCAGAUCAUCACCUCCAUGACUAUCAUCAUGGGAGACGACGGGACCAAGGAAGGAGAGAAGAGAGUAGCUCAGCUAUUAGAUAACAGCAGGUACUUUCGGCAGCGCCUGACUGAGAUGAAUUUCAUAGUGUAUGGCAACGAAGACUCGCCGGUGGUCCCCAUCCUUCUCUAUGAGCCUGGGAAAGUCACGUCGUUCUCUCGAGAGUUGUUGAAGAAGAAGAUAGCAGUUGUGGUGGUGGGGUUCCCUGCGACGUCCAUUGUGGAGGCGAGGGCUAGGAUCUGUCUGUCUGCCUCCCACACCCGUGACAUGCUCGACUACGCACUGAAAGAGAUUAACGAAGUAGGAGACCUGCUGUUACUCAAGAAAUGAUCCACUGAUAAAGCACAAAAACUCAUCUAUAUAGCACUAGUUCCUUUAUUCCCAUAC